AUCAGAUAUGCCCAAAGUGUGACAGAGGGAACAUCGAUGCAAGGAUGCUGCUGCUGCUGCCAGUCUGUGCAUCGGGAGGGAGGCAAUGAUGGCAGAACAGCAGCGGGAGCAGCAGCGUUCUCAGAAGCAGUAACAUAAACAGCAUCAGGAGUAGGCCUGCUCUUGCACAGAGCAGGAAACUGCAGCCUUGUGAAAUGCAAGACUCUCUGAGGUUCGAAAAUCUCCUGAGCUGAGAAUGGCUACUGUAAAAACGUUGCCAAGAAACUCUAAUGAUCUGGCCAGUCGUAACCAUGUGGUGUUAGCAAUAGUUACUGCAGGGAAAUGAAUGAUACUUGUGGCAGAUUGCUGGUCCAUAGACAACUCUCUGAAGAAGAUAUCAAAUUACUUGAAAAAGAAAAACAGGGAAAAGAAAGUUUGGGCAUGCCUGCAGGAACGGUGGUGUUUUUAGAGACUACCUAGGAGGCAGAAGCUAAGUGUUGAUUUGCCCAUGCCUCUUACCUGGGAGUUGAAGGUGGGAAGAAAUGGACAGUGGCUCUGAUGAGAAGACAAGGCACAGUGCAGCUCGGUGAAGCCACACGCUGACUGCGACACCCCUCUUCAUGCAGUGCUGUGGGCUGGUGCACCGGCGGCGAGUACGGGUGUCCUAUGGUUCGGCAGACUCCUACACCAGCCGUCCAUCCGAUUCAGAUGUUUCUUUGGAGGAAGACCGGGAGGCAGUGCGCAGAGAAGCAGAGCGACAGGCACAGGCCCAGUUGGAAAAAGCAAAGACAAAGCCCGUUGCAUUUGCAGUUCGGACGAAUGUCAGCUACAGUGCAGCCCAUGAAGAUGAUGUCCCAGUGCCAGGCAUGGCCAUCUCAUUUGAAGCAAAAGAUUUUCUGCAUGUUAAGGAAAAAUUUAACAAUGACUGGUGGAUAGGGCGAUUGGUUAAAGAAGGCUGUGAAAUCGGAUUCAUUCCAAGCCCAGUGAAACUAGAAAAUAUGAGGCUACAGCAUGAACAGAGAGCCAAGCAAGGGAAAUUCUACUCCAGUAAAUCAGGAGGAAAUUCAUCAUCCAGUCUGGGUGACAUAGUACCUAGUUCCAGAAAAUCGACACCUCCAUCAUCUGCUAUAGACAUAGAUGCUACUGGCUUAGAUGCAGAAGAAAAUGAUAUUCCAGCAAACCACCGCUCCCCUAAGCCCAGUGCAAACAGUGUAACGUCACCCCACUCCAAAGAGAAAAGAAUGCCCUUCUUUAAGAAGACAGAGCACACGCCUCCUUAUGACGUUGUACCUUCCAUGCGACCAGUGGUCUUGGUGGGCCCUUCUCUGAAGGGAUACGAGGUCACAGAUAUGAUGCAAAAGGCGUUGUUUGAUUUUUUAAAACACAGAUUUGAAGGGCGGAUAUCCAUCACAAGGGUCACUGCCGACAUCUCACUGGCCAAACGCUCAGUGUUAAACAACCCCAGUAAGCACGCAAUAAUAGAAAGAUCCAACACAAGGUCAAGCUUGGCGGAAGUUCAAAGUGAAAUAGAAAGGAUUUUUGAGCUUGCAAGAACACUGCAGCUGGUGGUCCUUGACGCGGACACUGUCAAUCAUCCAGCUCAACUUAGCAAAACCUCUUUGGCCCCCAUCGUAGUGUAUGUUAAGAUUUCGUCUCCAAAGGUUUUACAGAGGUUAAUAAAAUCUCGAGGGAAAUCUCAAGCUAAACACCUCAACGUCCAGAUGGUAGCAGCUGAUAAACUGUCUCAGUGUCCUCCAGAGUUGUUCGAUGUGAUCCUGGAUGAGAACCAGCUCGAGGACGCUUGUGAACACCUUGCUGACUACCUGGAGGCCUACUGGAAGGCCACCCACCCCCCCAGCAGCAGCCUCCCCAACCCUCUCCUUAGCCGCAGUUUAGCCACUUCAACUCUGCCUGUUAGUCCCGCUCCAGCCUCCAAUUCACAGGGUUCUCAAAAUGAUCAGAGGACCGAGCGCUCUGCUCCCGCCCGGGCUGCUUCCCAAGCUGAAGAAGAACCCUGCCUGGAGCCAGUCAAGAAAUCCCAGCACCGGUCCUCAGCUCAGCACCACAAUCAUCGCAGUGGUACGAGUCGAGGCCUCUCCAGGCAAGAGACGUUUGACUCAGAAACCCAGGACAGUCGAGACUCUGCCUAUGUGGAGCCGAAGGAAGAUUACCCGCACGACCACGCAGACCACUAUGCCCCCCACCGUGACCAUAACCACAGAGAUGAGCCCCACGGAAGCAGUGAGCAUAGACACAGGGAGUCUCGGCACCGUUCCAGGGACCUGGAGCGAGAGCAGGACCACAACGAAUGCAACAAACAACGAAACCGUCAUAAAUCUAAGGAUCGCUACUGUGACAAGGAGGGAGAAGGACUAUCCAAAAAACGGAAUGAGGCUGGGGAGGGGAACAGGGAUGUUUACAUCCGCCAAUGACUUUGGCCCUUUUGUGUUUUUUUCUUCUUUUUUUUUUUUCUUUCAAGUCUUGGAUAAAAGCAUCCUCACACUAAAUCUUUGGGGUCUACAUUGCAAUCAUAUGUGAUCUGUCUUGUAUAUUUUGUAGUGCUGUUGCUUAAAUAGCAAUAGCAUGAGAUAGAGUAUUAAUAUACAUUUUUUUCUUUUGUAAGUGCUAUAUAAAUUUGCCUGGUACAGCUGCAGUCCUCCAGUUCUGUGCUGGACUUUUCAAAAACUGCCUGGGGUAGCUGCCACUUGAACAAAGUCUGUGGCAUUAGUAUUUUAAGAAAUGUAGUUGCUGUAUCCAGCAAGCCAGAAUCAGCCCAGAUAAAAAGUGGAAUUUCUUGAUUCUCCAGAUUUUUAAUAUGUAGGCACCUGAUUUACAUUCAUUAAUCCAUGGACCACUGUUUCUUGCUUGUACCUCUGGCUGACUAAAUUUGGGGACAGAUUCAGUCCUGCCUUACACAAAGGGGAUCAUAAAGUUAGAAUCUAUUUUCUAUGUACUAGUACUGUGUACUGUAUAGACAGUUUGUAAAUGUUAUUUCUGCAAACACCUUCUUAUAAUUAUAUAAUAUAUAUAUAUACAUAUGUAUAUGUAUAUAUAUAUCAGUUUGAUCACACUAUUUUAGAGUCUUAAUGCCAAGUCAGCAGAUUUGCUUUAUGAAUUACAGGGACUAGAAAUGCCCAUUCAGGAAAUUUGUAAUAACAUCGUCUAGGCACCUAUCCCCACUCUAGGAGAAAGUCUGUACAUACUGUAAAUAUGUGUGAUUGCUUGACUUGAAAAAGUUUGGUUUCUGAAUGUUUUACCACCCCUGUAAGUUUAUAAUUUUGACCAUAAAUUAUGGUAAAUAUAACCAAACUCCAAAGGUUGUUCUAAUCCAUGCAGCUUACACUGAUUGUGACAAACACAUUCUUAGUAGCUAGUGUCUCAUGUCACUGCACUGGAGUCUACGAGCCGGAACUGUGUGUGUGCGUCUGUGUGUAAGAGUGUGUGUGAGUGAUUGAGAGGAAUCUGAGUGCUGAAGACUAAUGAAGAUGCUAGAGACUGACAUCCAGAAGUCUACUCACCUGGCUUUGUACUGAGUUGUGCUGCAUGUUGCUUCAAUGCUCCGUUGAGCGGUCGGGGAGCGUGCUGCCAAAGGUGACUGGGGAAGCAUUCAUCUGUUGGCUCCUCGUUCGGCUCCUGGAGAGUGAAAAGUACAGGCAACUUUUAACUAUGUUUCACUGGAAAUGUACAAUCUGUGUGUGUUCGAAUAUUUGUUAUAGUAAGAAACGUUUACACGGCUUGUAGAAUUAUUUCGUGGGAAAAUAAAUUUUUCUAACUUCUCCCACUUCCUUUUUAACCCCGCCUACCGUUCCUGUUACCUCCCAAUUUCCGGAUCAUGCCAUCCCCCACCACCAACCCGCACAGUUUUUCUGUCUGUCAAAACCUAGAAGUGCUUCUUAAACCAAAGUUUCUGUUCUUCAGGAGUAAUCAGGGCAAAUGGAGUGACUUGCAGUGAACAAAAUGUUAAGAAUAUUUUCCUAUGACAGAUGUCUACUCUGACGGGGAAGCAAGAAGAUACUAUCUCUAUGCCUCAGUGGUAUGGCUGUAAGCAGCUCGCAAUUGUGAUUGUCACACUAAGGCUAAAAGCUUCUCCAUGUCUCUUAAGUGUACAUUCUGUCCAGUGACGACUGGACGAGUAAGACAGUAUUAGGUAUGCAGGUACCUAGCACUUGAAAUUUGUCCCUGGAAAAUGCCUAUUUAUAAAUGCCUGACUUCAGAUUUGUACAUAACUAUUUUGUUAAAUAAGUUGAUCUAUUUUUUGUUUUGCUCCUUUGAUGAUUCCAGGUUCUUGCCAAAUAUUCUUGGACCUUUAUAAGUAAAACUGUUUCACUUUUAACUCAUUUCUUCUACCCUGAAAAAAACUCAGUUUUAAAAAUGAGUAACAUAUAUAUAUAUAUAGUUUUGUCAGCUAAUAUAAAACAUUCCCCUCAGAAUCAAUGUAUUUGUUAAUUAGCUCUGUACUGUUGACAUAUGAAUUUAUUUAUUGAAUAUAAAAACUGUAGUCAUAAUAUAUAAAUUGAUG
This is a messenger RNA of Pteropus alecto (black flying fox), 4498 nucleotides long. It is a transcript of the gene CACNB2, whose product is annotated as calcium voltage-gated channel auxiliary subunit beta 2. Gene Ontology annotation, molecular function: protein binding; high voltage-gated calcium channel activity. Gene Ontology annotation, cellular component: voltage-gated calcium channel complex. Lineage: Eukaryota; Metazoa; Chordata; Mammalia; Chiroptera; Pteropodidae. Gene Ontology annotation, biological process: regulation of voltage-gated calcium channel activity; calcium ion transmembrane transport; neuromuscular junction development. The transcript is spliced from 13 exons. The coding region runs from base 600 to 2411 and encodes 603 amino acids. The record is from RefSeq and is a predicted model, not a curated record.